Aedes albopictus (Asian tiger mosquito) is the source of this 5218-nucleotide messenger RNA. RefSeq names its product probable sodium/potassium/calcium exchanger CG1090. The annotation marks the transcript as partial. The record is from RefSeq and is a predicted model, not a curated record. The transcript is spliced from 2 exons. Gene Ontology annotation, molecular function: calcium channel activity; calcium, potassium:sodium antiporter activity. Gene Ontology annotation, cellular component: plasma membrane. Lineage: Eukaryota; Metazoa; Arthropoda; Insecta; Diptera; Culicidae. Gene Ontology annotation, biological process: calcium ion transmembrane transport; intracellular calcium ion homeostasis.
GUUGUGCUACACUUCAACAGCCCAUUGGAAAAAUGGGCCCAUACUUGGAAUCUUCCUAUCAAGCUUCCGACAAAAGAGGAGCAAUCUGCGCUGGUAACCUACAAGAAUCUUCCAGAUACGACAUACACGCAAGGUCAGCAGGCGCCUGCUGCUGUUGAACAGCCAGAACAACCACAGCAGCAACCGCAACCAGUAGCCGAUCAAGGCUACAUGGAUCCCAACUCCAGCUGGGAUCCAAAUGCCGCGUGGGGAGAAAAUAACGCUGCAGCUCCACCCACUAACAACUACGCUAGCAAUACCUUCGAUCCAAAUGCAGGGUGGGACGGACAACAGAACUACGGAUACGACGACCAGUAUGGACAGGAUCCAGCGAAUGCUACGCAGCAACCUCCGGCUCAACCAGUGGCACAAACAACGACUACCGUAACCACCGGAGCUGUUCAACCGACUGUCGAUGACUAUUACAAGCCGAAGGAACCUCGGCCACAGGAAUCGCACAAUCCACUGCUGAAACCGACCGAAGGAGGACCGCUCAAGCUGGUCGGCUGGUACAUCGUUUAUCCGAUCCACUACACGGCGCGCAAGACUAUGCCCGACUGCAAAACGGAGAAGUAUAAAAACUGGUAUCCUUUCACCUUCCUCGUCUCCAUGAUAUGGAUUUCCUUCUACUCAUACUUCAUGGUGUGGAUGAUAACGAUUAUCGGCUCGACCCUCGGCAUCCCUGAUACCGUCAUGGGACUAACGUUCGUAGCAGCCGGUGUUUCCGUCCCGGACGCCCUUAGUUCCAUUGCGGUCAUCAAGGAAGGUUACGGUGACAUGGCCGUCUCCAAUGCCGUCGGUUCCAACGUGUUCGACAUUCUCAUCUGUCUCGGUUUGCCCUGGUUCAUUCAGACGGCCAUCAUCAAACCGGGCUCGCAUGUCAAUGUCAUCAGCAAGGGCCUGACCUACUCGACGUUGUCGUUAUUGUCCACCGUCGUAUUCCUGCUGGUCGCGACCCACAUGAACGGCUGGAAGCUGGACAAACGGCUCGGUAUCGUCCUGAUGGUGUGGUACCUGAUCUUCAUCACCAUUGCCUCGCUGUACGAGCUCAACUACUUCGGCCAGCUGAACCCACCGGAGUGUCCCAGCAUCUACUAAUCGCCGAACGUGUACGGUUCCAGCCGUCAUCCGUCAAUUCACCAUCAUCCUAUCUUUCUCUUCCUGAUGCACUCUGUCCAGACUCGCACACACCCAAGCGCUCACAGAUCUAUCUCUCCCCCCCAAAGCCAUUGCAGAUCGAUUAAUCUGAAAAGCUGUAUCCCAGUGUUCCCUGUUGUUCUGUUUUCUAGGCUAAGCAGAAUUGUCAAUCCGCGGGGUGCACCGAACUUCCGUAUCGCGUCUCGCUCUUACCUGUAUGUCUCUGUCUGUCCCUGAGUGUGUGCGUGGUCACGCGGCGCGGGUAUCCCACAAACUACGACGAACGGUACGUCCUUAAACCAACCUAUUGUUCUUCUCUCACUUUGCAACUCCAUCACGCGCACUCACACUGACUUGUGUAUUCCAUUGAACGAACACCAACUGUAUUGACCACUACCACUACCACCACCACCGAAACCGGAUGAGGUCUAGUUCACCGCGGUUACCGGUGGUUUAUCGUUCCGUUCCAACUUGACCGAAUGCUUCCUUGUUUACCACUUUGUUAGAAUUUUGUUACAACAUUGUGUUUUCCAUUUAUGUUUUCGAUCUUUUCUUUACCGUUAGAAUUAUUGUAGCUCAAAGUUCCAGGGGAACUAACCUACUGCAGUAGUGGACGUCUGCCUUCUUGAAUCUCAGUUUUGUUGCCGUAGAUCGUAGUAGACUAGCGAUAGAUUUUGUUGCGACGCAUUUGCUUCGGCCCGUUAGUACCAAUCUCGCGCGAAUGGUGCUAACGGUCGACUCAAUUGACCGUUCUCGUCAAGUAUGAAGACGCACAUUUUAAACUUUUAUUUGAAGUAUUUAUUCUUGAUGAUUGCAGACGCUACCCAACCAUUUUUUCAAGCGCUCUUUACUCUUGGAAAUGUCUGAAAACUGUUUUUACACGCGCUCUUUUGGGUAAUCAGAUUUCAAUUUUUUGUGUAACAAACCGACGCGUGUAUAAAAAAGAACUGAGAACGUUUGCCAUCACUAAGAACUAUAGUGUUUGUAUGAAAGCAUUGAAAUGUGUAUUCGUUUGACGAGAAUAUUUUAGUUUUUAGAGUUUUGUUAAGUUUUACAUAACCUAACGCACUCCGAUGUAACGCCCCAUACAAAAUGUCACCACUUAUAACUGCGUAAUCUGUAAAUACACUCUGUGUAAAAGACGACAGAUAAGAGUAAGCGAAACAGAACAAUUAUAAACACUCUAAUUCGAAAACGAUUGGCAAUGAAAAUGUAAAACCGUGUACAAUGUAAAUUAGCUUGAAGAUACAAAACAAAAGAUCUGCUAUUGUUCGAGCAAACUCUCUGUCGUCGUGUUGAAUACUAUAUUUAGCUAUACAUCUACUAGAUGCUAGUACCUAUAAUCGAGUAAGUAUACAUAUUACUAUAAACAAAGAAAUGCAAACAAAACAGUAUGCUUCUUACUGACUAGUCUGAAACUUUGUUGAAACUGACAAUAUUUCUUCGGGUAGGUUUUAUUUUACCUUAAAUCUUAGCGAAGUACGAGUUAUCUCCUUUUAUUGUUGAAAACAAAUACUAUCUCCAAGUUGAAAUCGUGUCGAUCCUACUAAAGUGGGAAGUUAGGUCUAAUGAUAAUCAUGUUUUUGUUAUUACUAUUCGUUGCUUUUUUUAGUUAAGUAAACUGAUACUAGAACUAGAUGAGACGCAAGUCCAACUGAAAUUCAACCCAGAACAGCGAAUAUUGAACAAAACAUUAGCAAAGACAGAAGAAGUUUACAUAAGAAGUAUUUAAAUAUAUAGAUAUAUUUACCAAAGAAGAUUACCAAACGGCGUAUAGCAAGUGUAACGUUAAGUCAAAAACAACCUUAUCCUAUUUAGAUCGUUAUCGAUUGAUGAAAAGCAACCAACAAAACUUAUUUACUGUACAGUCAUUGCGCAAUUAUGAGUCACCUACAAUCAUGGGUCAUUUCCGUUCGAAUAACACGGCGAAUUGAUUGACUAAUGACAGAUAGACCCAUAAGUGUGUAAAGACUGUACUAAAAUCUCAACAAAAACAAAAAUAAUCCUUUGGUCAAUCGUACUGAAUGUCAAUGUUCUAUUUACACAAAAACUCACUACCAUUCUCAACUAUGUAUUUCGAUCGAAUAGUUACAAAUCACUGCAGACUGUGUACUGUCAAAACAACCCAAGCUGAACAUUUUUGUUUUGAUUUCCUUAGCUUCCUCUUCGAUCUUCCGAUGAUGCGACUACGAAGCUGUGUUGUUAAGUCUCAUCCCCCUGGUUCUUUGAUGAGUUUACCUGUCACGCGUAAGUCAUCUUCAGUUAUGCAACUCACUGAAACUGUGUUGUUAAUGUCACAAUUUAAGUGAACGGUUAACUCAAGUCAAAGACAAUUGAUGAAUUUCACAACACAGCUUCGUGCUUCGAGUUUCCAUAGCAACACAGUAGAACAACAGUUACUGUCCCGAACGAACACCACAUGGUUGGCCUACUUGGAUUCAUAUCAUGCUCCACAUGCCAUAAUGGCUGCGUCCUGACCUAAGAAGAGAUUUUACCAAAACCAAAACCGAUAAGCAACCAGAAAGGAAUAAUUGUUUUCCGCGAAACACCAUGCCUGAUCGUUUCGUUCGAUACAACAAUGAUGUUGUGAUUGAUUUUUGUGUCCAGUAUUAUCAAUAGUCACAUUCCGGACGUUCGUAGCGGAUUGUAUUAAUGUUUAAGACUGUACAUAGCAAAAGCCAGAAUCCCGAUGAACCGAAACAGUGUUGAAAAGGAACUGAUAGAUGGAGUUAUCGUACUAAAAAAAAGCCACAGCAACAGAAACUGCACUUAACGAUGUUUUAUACGAUUGAUGCAGAAAUUAUCACCGCCAUAGCCAAAAGGAAAACAUCACACAACACACACUCCCUUCGUUUGAAUCAAAGUUUGCAUAGCACUCACACCAUUAUGAAAAAUAUAGUUAAACAUAAUCCAAGUUGAGGACGGUACGCAGCGACGAUCCUUCAAAAACCCCUCUGACAAUAGAUGUUUUACAAACACAAACACUAUCUACUCCUCUUUUCCAUUAGCUUCACUAGUAAUCUCUGUAAAAUACAAUGAUCCAGUAUCAAAAAGACACAACGUUUUAAUCGUUCAACAUAAAAAGAGGAAGUAAAACAAAAAAGAAUUGUGCUCUUACAACUACCAACACAAUGAGAAUUAACCCGACACGAGCGCGAACCUAAUUCCUCUUAACUACCACCACGAAGCGCUUUGCCCAGCAGCCAAAACGCGAAAAGUAAUUGUCAAUUUCGAGUUUUCUAAAAACCCCGGAACAGAACAAGACGAGCAAAUGUAAUGGUACUAAACGCAAAAGAAAAAAGAAAUCCAUUUAGCCAAAAACACAGAGCAGAAAAAUGUAAACAAAAAACCGUAAGAAUCGGCGACAACCUUAAGUCAUUGAACCAUAAACGGUGAGGUUAAGUGUUAUCUUUCGUUUUAUGUAGUGUUAACUGACUAGAAAAAUAAAAGUCAAAGUAAGUCCACGUGAUAUAUGAACUACAUUAAUCUGUCACCUGUGUACCCAUUUGCGAGCAGUACUUAAAAUCCACAAUCAAUCCACUAGAAGAGAAAUGAAACCAAAAGUCAAGCAUAGAUAUUAACAAUUGCACAAGAGAUACAUGAAGGGCAAACCGCAAACAUGCAAGAGCUAGAAACAAAAAUAUAAAUAAAAGGCAAAGGCGGGAAAACUCUAAUCAAGCUUCACUGUACGUGUUUGUGAAAAUUCAUCAAAUUAAGUAAUCGACCGACAUCGGAAAUGGGGCAGAAUACCAAAUAUUAAAAACACAUUAAUAACAACAAACCCAACAUAAACACACAUAAACUAACACGUACAUACAGCCAUGCUAAUCUCGACACAAGAUCACAACCACAUACAAACAAAACAAAAACAGAAAAUGACUCCCACACAAACAUACUCUAAAUACCAACAAGAUAGUUACACAAAUACACUGAAGAAGAACGAAACAACAAAACAAGAGAACAAAAAAAAACAAACAAACAAAUGCUCAUACCAUGAGAUGUUAAUUGUUGAGAAGUUAAAUAAAAAUGUAUUGAAAAUCUA